UCAGGAAGUAUUGAUUUAUUGAAAAUAGUUUACAUCUUUAAAUUGCAGUUUGUCCCUUUUCGCAAGACUCGAGAAAUAUUCAGCAAAUAAAUCUGAUUUUAAAAUUUCCUCUGAAAGUUUUUUCUUCAAAAACCACAGCAUUUUGUAGGGAGAUAAUGUUUCUUGGUUAACCUAGUGGGGAAGGAAUAUUGGACUGGGCGUGUACGAAUGAAAAAUUACUUACAAUGAGCAUUAAUGUGUUGAGUAGAAUCUUACGAUUUUCAUAUUUUAAUUCAUUUAAAUGUCAGACCAUGAGGUAUUCUGUUAAAAAGGAAGAAAACAAUGUAGAAAUUCCUAAAAAUGAAAUAAAAGAAUAUUAUAGUGCAAAUUCUCAAAAACAAAAUGGAAAGAUAUAUGAUACCAAGCCUUUUAAGUUUACAUGCAUAGCUGGUAAAAAAUAUUCAUGGUGCCUAUGUGGUUACAGUCACACACAGCCAUUCUGUGAUGGCACUCACAGAAACCAGUUUUUAAAGAUUACUCAGAGGCCUAUACGAUUUGUAGUUAAAGAAACUAAGUCAUAUUGGUUGUGUAAUUGCAAACAAACAUCUAAUAGACCUUUCUGUGAUGGAACUCAUAUGAACUAUGAAACUGAAUUUGUAUCUAAAAAAAAGUGAAAAUAUACAUAUAUUAAUUCUGUAUACAAAGAAACUGAAAAUGAUAGUGUAUAAAAACUUUAUGUUAUAAGAAUAUUUCUUCAUAGGAAAUGUUUCUGUUAAAUAAAACUUUUAUUAUCAAAAAUGUA
Nomia melanderi (Alkali bee) is the source of this 781-nucleotide messenger RNA. RefSeq lists its product as uncharacterized. Gene Ontology annotation, cellular component: mitochondrion. Lineage: Eukaryota; Metazoa; Arthropoda; Insecta; Hymenoptera; Halictidae. The record is from RefSeq and is a predicted model, not a curated record. Gene Ontology annotation, molecular function: 2 iron, 2 sulfur cluster binding.